This is a messenger RNA of Aphanomyces invadans, 390 nucleotides long. RefSeq lists its product as hypothetical. NCBI's taxonomy places the organism in Eukaryota, Oomycota, Saprolegniomycetes, Saprolegniales, Verrucalvaceae. The transcript has a single exon. The record is from RefSeq and is a predicted model, not a curated record. Bases 1 to 390 code for a protein of 129 amino acids.
AUGCCUCGCACCAGCCGCAAAAGACGGCACCUCACCGUCACAAAAAAACUCGACGUGGUGAAACAGCACCAUUGCGACGGCACCAGCGUCUACAUGUUCGCUAAGAAGUAUGGCGUGCAAGGCAACCAAGUACUCCGCUGGGUCCGCGAUUACGAGAAGCUGAAGGCUGCCAUGCCGCGGUCGCCCGGUCUCAGUUCUACGCAUGCUGGCCGUGCAGUUGCCCGCUCUGUCGUGGAAGCACAAGUUCUUGAGUAUUUUCAGUAUCUACGUGAACACGACGUUACCAUCAGUACGAUGAUGCUGGUGCUCAAGGCUCAAAGAAUUAACCCUGAUUUUCAUGGCGGCAAAACCAAGGCACUCACAUCUUGGGUGUACCAGUUCCUGCGCUGA